Messenger RNA from Columba livia (rock pigeon), 6970 nucleotides. Its product is annotated as ATP-dependent translocase ABCB1. The record is from RefSeq and is a predicted model, not a curated record. Gene Ontology annotation, biological process: transmembrane transport. The transcript has 31 exons. Lineage: Eukaryota; Metazoa; Chordata; Aves; Columbiformes; Columbidae. Gene Ontology annotation, molecular function: ABC-type oligopeptide transporter activity; ATP hydrolysis activity; ATP binding. The coding region runs from base 1990 to 5865 and encodes 1291 amino acids. Gene Ontology annotation, cellular component: plasma membrane.
GCAUAAUAUCUGCAUAAAUCUUUGCCUUCAUUUCUCCUAAAAUCAGAGUUCUAUCCCAUUUCAGCAGUUGAAACUUGGGCCAUCCUACACACAGACUGGCCCAUAAUUUGUGUGUUGGUGUUUAUUGCUCACAGGAUCUCCUAUGCUAUUAGUAGUUUAACAAUUUUAACACCGUUUUCCAGUUCCAGUACUUUUAUUUCUAUGAAACUAAUAAUUUUGCUACUUCUAUCGACAUUCUAAUUCCCAUAUGACAUUGUGAAAUCUUACAUAAAUGACAUUCAAAGGUGUAUUUAUGUACAUAUAUUUACUUCAUGGGUUUCAAAUGUUGCAUAUCAUGGAAUCACAGAAUGGCUGGGGUUGAAAGGGACCUCUGGAGAUCAUCUAGUUCAUCAUCAAGCAGGUUCACCCAGAGCAAAUCUCACAGGAAUGUGUCCAGGUGGGUUUUGAAUGUCUCCAGAGAAGGAGACUCCACAACCUCUCUGGACAGCUCAUAUAGUCCCAUUGGGUCACUCCAUUUACCUUGAACUGGGAGUUCCCAGCAAUAUGGAACCUUUCUUUUUUUCCCAGGCCUCCACAUAAUUCCUUGUUGAUUUGCCCUGCAAGAUAUAUUCCAUGCUUCAUAUCAAUUUAUUGGUUUAAAUCUCAUCUGGAAACACAACAUUAGAUGCCUGCACUGUGAUAGACUUUCUUUACUGGAACUACCUCAACCCAUUUUGUCAGUUGAUUUAGUAUUAGCAAACAAUGCUUAAUUCCCCUUUAUGUGGUAGGUGGGAUUAAGAUGGGACUACAUGUGGUUUAGUGGAGUCUAUUUUUAACCUAUUUUUAAGCAACUGUGUACACAUCUGUCUUCAUGCUCUGCCAGCUGUUCUGUCUUCUAAUACUCCCUUUUGCAUUCAUACAACCCCUACAUGAUCCUGUUCAUACACAUAUUGAAACAAAUCUGCUUGAAGGGUAUAGAGUGCUCUCCAUCUAAAAGUGUUUGUCCUUUGUCCACAUUACACUCUCUGUGCUUCACCUGUCUACUAGGUUGUACAGGAAUGGCACCUCCCUUUCCCCAUUUCCAUGUUACAAUGUGGCUAGGUCUUUGAUACCUUGCUUUGGAGGAUUUUAUUUGUUUUCAAACUGGGUGCAUCUUCAAAUGUUAAGUCUACUGGGACCACCACAACCUUGGCAAGGUCAUUUGCUUGACUAUUCCAACAGUGCUAAUUCUGUGUUUUUCCUUUUGCUAUGCUUUUACAUGACCUGCAUUUUUUUAACUUUCUGCUUUUUUUCAGCUCUGUUCAGGAUUUCCUUUCCAUGAUCAACAGGCUACCAGAUUUCCAUUCUGUGUUGCCAGGUCAUCUUUAGUCUGUGUCGGUAACCAAAUAGUUACAGCGUGAUAUAUCCGGUCUGAAACUAUGUAUAAAACCAGAUAAUUUCCUUCAGGUUCCUCUUUUAACUUUGUUAGCAGAGCUUGUAGCUGUGUGGCUUGUGCAGAGCAAACGCAGGCAGCUCUUUUUAUUUUUCCCAGGGGUUGCAGCGUAUCUAAUAGAGCAUUUUCCAGCCUUUUGAGUAAAACUGGAUCCAUCUGUGAAACACACUGAAUAUCCUGUAGCCCAAAGUCAGCAACGGAGCUUUUAUCUGGCGAGAGACACAGAAACAGGUUAGAUGGGUCAUAUUUUUCUGGAUGAGACUUAGAAGAAGGUAAAAGAAACAAAAGAAUAAAACACUCCUUUUCCGUUAUUUGGUUUCCUUCUCACUGUGUAUUAAAGAAUGGAUUCAUCCUUAAGUGUAAGAGUAACUUGGAGUAUUCAGCACCAUCUCUAAUAAGAGCAAAGUCCAGUCAUGGUGCACGUCCUCAACCACAUUAAUUCGUCUGAUUUUUGAACAGUCUUUCAGAGAACUACGCACAAACCAAGAACAACCUUCACCGUUUAUACUUGCCUAUGACGAGGAUUCAUUUACAACUAAGAUACUGUUUUACAGGAAGCUAAUUUAAAUAAAUUUAAAAUGCAUUCUGAAGAUGAAAAGAAGCAGAUGCGUAUUGCAAAUAGAAAUAGUUAUGAGAUCACUGCCUUCAACCAGGGUCAUGAAUCUGAGGACAAACACAAGGAGAAGAAGAAGAAGAAAGCAGAAAAGCCUAAGAUGGUCAGCCCAUUUCAACUGUUUCGAUACUCCAGUUGCUUGGAUAAAUUACUGAUGAUAGUAGGCAGUCUCCUGGCAAUAGUGCAUGGAAGCAGUCUACCUAUUAUGAUGAUAAUUUUUGGUGAUAUGACUGAUAGCUUUGUUUCUUCUGGAGGCACAAAUGUUCCAGAAAACAUUUCUGCAGUGAAUUCCUCUUCAGAUAUUUUUGCCACACUGGAAGAAGAUAUGACAAGAUAUGCAUACUACUAUUCUGCAUUAGGAGCUGGUGUUUUCCUUGCUGCUUAUAUCCAAACUUCAUUUUGGACUCUAGCAGCAGGCCGGCAAAUAAAAAAAAUCAGACAAAAUUUUUUUCAUGCAAUUAUAAGACAGGAAAUUGGAUGGUUUGAUGUAAAUGAUGCAGGAGAACUUAACACUCGUCUUCUAGAUGAUGUCUCCAAAAUUAAUGAUGGGAUAGGUGACAAAAUUGGAUUGCUUAUUCAAUCAUUAACAACGUUUAUAGCCGGAUUUAUUGUUGGUCUCAUAAGAGGAUGGAAAUUAACCCUUGUAAUACUAGCAGUCAGUCCUGUCCUGGGACUUUCAGCAGCCAUGUGGGCAAAGAUUCUCUCUAGUUUCACUGACAAAGAACAAGCUGCAUACGCAAAAGCCGGUGCUGUUGCAGAGGAGGUUCUGGCAGCAAUCCGUACUGUAAUAGCUUUUGGAGGACAGGACAAAGAAAUUAAAAGAUACCAUAAAAAUUUAGAAGAUGCUAAACGAAUUGGAAUAAAAAAGGCCAUUACUUCUAAUAUAUCUAUGGGUGCUGCUUUCUUACUGAUAUAUGCGUCAUAUGCAUUGGCAUUCUGGUAUGGUACUACCUUGGUCUUAAAUGAUGACUACAGUAUUGGCAAAGUUCUUACAGUCUUUUUCUCUGUAUUGAUUGGAGCUUUCAGUAUUGGGCAGACUGCUCCAAGUGUAGAGGCAUUUGCUGCUGCAAGAGGAGCUGCCUAUGCAAUCUUUAAUAUAAUAGACAAUGAACCUCAAAUUGACAGUUAUUCAGAAACAGGUUACAAACCAGACUGCAUUAAAGGGAAUGUGGAAUUCCAAAACGUUUACUUCAAUUAUCCAUCCAGACCAGAUGUUGAGAUACUGAAGGGCUUGAAUCUCAAGGUCAGCUGUGGCCAGACAGUGGCCCUGGUUGGUGGCAGUGGCUGUGGGAAAAGUACAACUGUCCAGCUCAUCCAGAGAUUUUACGAUCCCAAGGAAGGCACGGUUACCAUUGAUGGACACAAUAUUAAGACCCUAAAUGUAAGAUAUCUGCGUGAGAUUAUUGGUGUGGUGAAUCAAGAGCCUGUGCUCUUUGCUACUACUAUUGCAGAAAAUAUUCGUUAUGGCCGUGAGGACGUCACCAUGGAAGAGAUUGAAAAAGCCACCAAGGAAGCAAAUGCUUAUGACUUCAUUAUGAAGCUACCCCAUAAGUUUGAAACCAUGGUUGGAGAAAGAGGGGCACAGCUGAGUGGAGGUCAGAAGCAAAGAAUAGCAAUUGCCCGAGCUCUGGUUCGCAAUCCUAAAAUUCUUCUGCUUGAUGAGGCGACAUCAGCUUUGGAUACUGAGAGUGAAUCAGUUGUGCAGGCAGCACUGGACAAGGCAAGGGAAGGACGCACCACAGUUGUAGUAGCUCAUCGACUGUCAACAGUCCGAAAUGCAGAUCUUAUAGUUGUUUUCGAAAAUGGAGUUAUCACAGAACAAGGGAACCAUUUUGAAUUGCUUGAGAGAAAGGGAAUCUACUACAAACUCGUUAACAUGCAGGCAAUAGAAGCUGAAGUUCCAUCAUCAGAAAAUAAUGAGAAUGCAUUUAGUGUCACAACUAGUGAAUUUAAACCAGAAUUUCAAGAAUCCUUAUCAAAAGGAUUGAGAAGACGAUCAACUCGGAGAAGCACGAAAAAUCCAGGAGCAGAGAAUGAUGAUCCUGAUGAGAAAAAGAGUUCACCUGAUGAAGAAUUACCUGCAGCUUCAUUUUUAAAAAUUCUGAAGCUGAACAAAACGGAAUGGCCAUACUUUGUAGCUGGAACUUUUUGUGCAAUUAUCAAUGGAGCUUUACAACCUGCAUUUGCAAUAAUAUUUUCAGAAAUUAUAGGGAUUUUUUCAGAAACCGACAAGACCAUUGUAAGAGAAAAGAGCAACUUGUAUUCAGUGAUGUUUUUAGUGCUCGGGAUUGUUUCCUUUUUUACUUUCUUUUUCCAGGGGUUUGCAUUCGGCAAAGCUGGAGAAAUUCUUACAAUGAGGCUUCGAUUCAUGGCAUUUAAAGCAAUGCUGAGACAGGAUAUGGGCUGGUUUGAUAAUUCUAAAAAUAGCACUGGAGCAUUAACUACAAGACUUGCUAAUGAUGCCUCACAAGUCAAAGGAGCAACUGGUACGAGACUGGCAUUUAUUGCCCAAAACCUAGCUAACCUGGGGACUGGAAUUAUUAUAUCAUUAGUUUAUGGCUGGCAGCUGACUCUGCUACUUCUAGCUGUUGUGCCAAUCGUUGCAGUGGCUGGAAUGAUUGAAAUGAAGAUGUUGGCUGGGCAUGCUAAAAAAGAUAAAGAAGAGCUGGAAGUUGCAGGAAAGGUUGCCACAGAAGCCAUAGAAAAUGUUAGAACUGUUGUUAGUUUGACCCGAGAAAAAAAAUUUGAGUUGAUGUACGGAGAACAUCUGCAUGUACCAUACAGGAAUUCUGUGAAGAAGGCACAUAUAUUUGGAAUUUGUUUUGCCCUUUCACAAGCAAUGAUGUUCUUUACCUAUGCUGGCUGUUUCCGGUUUGGCGCCUAUCUGGUGGUAAAUGGAUACAUGGACUAUAAAAGCGUGUUUUUAGUGUUUUCAGCUGUUGUAUUUGGUGCAAUGGCAUUAGGACAAAGCAGCUCUUUUGCUCCAGACUAUGCCAAAGCCAAGAUGUCAGCAGCUCACUUGUUUCUGCUGUUUGAAAGAGUACCCUCAAUAGAUAGUUACAGUGAGGAUGGAGAGAAACCUGAAACAUUUGGGGGAAACAUAACAAUCAAAGAUGUGGCAUUUAACUACCCAAACCGACCAGAAGUCAAAAUCCUCCAAGGUUUGAAUCUAAAUGUAGAAAAGGGACAAACUCUGGCUCUUGUUGGUAGCAGUGGCUGUGGAAAGAGCACGGUUGUUCAGCUGCUUGAGAGAUUUUAUGAUCCACUCAGUGGAGAAAUGCUUCUUGACGGCAAAAAUUCAAAGACACUGAAUAUCCAGUGGCUGAGAGCUCAGAUUGGCAUCGUCUCACAAGAACCAAUGCUGUUUGACUGCACUAUUGCUGAAAACAUCGCAUAUGGGGAUAACAGUCGGGAGGUGCCGCAUGAGGAAAUUGUUCAUGCAGCAAAAGAAGCCAACAUCCAUUCCUUCAUUGAAUCACUGCCAGAUAAAUACAAUACCCGUGUAGGAGACAAGGGAACUCAGCUUUCCGGUGGUCAGAAACAACGUAUUGCUAUUGCCCGGGCUCUUGUACGCCAGCCCCAAAUUCUGCUACUGGAUGAAGCUACGUCAGCCUUAGAUACAGAAAGUGAAAAGAUUGUCCAGGAAGCGCUGGAUAAAGCCAGAGAAGGUCGCACCUGCAUCGUGAUAGCUCACCGCCUCUCCACCAUCCAAAAUGCUGACAAGAUUGCUGUGAUUCAGAAUGGCAAGGUCGUAGAGCAAGGAACCCAUCAGCAGCUCCUGGCUAAAAAGGGCAUCUACUAUUCUCUAGUCAAUGUUCAAAGUGGGUCAUGCAACAUGUAAAUUAAAGGCAGUACUUAUCUCUGAAUUGUCACUGUAAUUACUUCAGUGCUGCUGGUUUUGUCACUGUCAUUAUUUCAAUAUCAAUAGUUUUAUACUUUUGGUUUUCCUCCUUCCUUUUGUAUGUCCAACAAGAAAUACUGAGUAAAUAUGUACCAGUUUCUCACUAUUGGUUUUCAUUAUUCAAACCACUCUACUAUGUGACCAAAGCAGAAGCCUAUUGCACUACUUAAAAAAAAAAACAAACACAUGCUAAGCCAAAUGUAAUUAAUAUUAGCUUUCUUUGAACUCUGUCAAUAUCAUGCUAAUUAGGCAUGUCUGGUAAACAACCUGUAAACAUUUUAACGGUCAGUAAAAAUAGUUUUGCUACUGCCAGAAACAAACCUCAAGCCUUAUCUUCCCUGUGCCUGUGUAGGGCAGUCAGACCUGGCCUAUUAAGCUUGCAGGUCAGCUGGAGCUUGAUGCUAGAUGUGUCUUGUUAUGAUGUGGAGUUUUAGGCUGCUAUGACAGCAAAGGUCUUGAAAAUAUGGGUGCCGGCUGAAAACAAGGGUCCCAGAACUGGAGGUACUUCACUGAUGGUCAGUUACUCAUCACUGAAGAGGUGCAACCUUAAGAUAUGGGAAAAAACUGCCUUAAGUAAAACAUGGAAAAGAAGCAGCAGAUUAUAAAAAACCCACAACUGAUGGGCAAGGCACCUGCUGCAGUCUGGGAAAGUAGUAUCUGCAAAUUUCCCAAAAUCACAGGGGUCAGAGGUCAAGGGCUAAGAACUCUCUAAAGAUUGCGAUAUUUUAUAAAAGGUGAAAACUUGAAUUUGGACUUGGAGGAUGGUGAAAAAAGGACAUCGUUUUCAGCAUUCGCUUCCUUCAUUGAAGAGCUCUUGACCCCCAUCACCCUGAUGACUGAGACUAUCAAAGACUGUAACCAUCAGCGCUAAUUACAUAGCAUCAGCUCUGUGGUAUUGUAUAUUAGUUGCUAAUUUCAGGUGACUGUUAAGGACUAACUGCUUUGAAUAUGUACUAAUAGUGAUUAAUAAUUAUGAAGAACUAACCAUUUGCAAUGUAUAUUGUUAAUGAAUAUCUAUGCAGUAAAGCUUUUUUUUAAGUUUAAA